Ilex paraguariensis (yerba mate) is the source of this 279-nucleotide messenger RNA. The record is from the annotation of a GenBank genome assembly. Lineage: Eukaryota; Viridiplantae; Streptophyta; Magnoliopsida; Aquifoliales; Aquifoliaceae.
AUGGAUAAUCAGUGGUUUAUAUUUUAUAAUUCACAGCAUUGCUUCAAUUCAAUCAACAUCAUAAUUGACGGCAGGUAUUUGAAGAAUGGCAUUCAACCUGAAGAGAGGCACAGGUUCCACUUUUUCAACAGUUUCUUCUUUCGGAAGCUGGCUGACCUUGACAAAGAUCCUUCUAGUGCUUUUGAAGGCAGGGCUGCGUUUCAGCGUGUUCGUAAAUGGACAAGAAAAGUGAAUUUAUUUGACAAGGAUUAUAUCUUCAUUCCUGUAAAUUACAAGUAA